CCGACCGUUGGGAGCAAAAUCCAUCCCCACCCUUAAAACCUCGCACCGCGCCGACGAGGAGAGAGAAACCCCGCCGCCGCCGCCGCCGCCCCCGCGCGAGCAUCGUUGGUGAACGAAAGUUGCUGUUCGACUUCGACCAGGUGCUUGAUCCAUGGACCGCCGGCCGCCGCUCGCCGUCUCGCCGCGCAGGCUGCGUCCGCGCCCGCACCGCUCCGCCGCCGCCGCGCGACCACCCGUGGCAUGCUCCGUCCAGACCACGCCAGGAUCGAUCAAGAAAGCGUCUACCCCGAUGCGCUCGUCCAUCUGCGCGCUCCCGACGGCUUGCCUUGACCCCAGCCCGCGCGCGAAGCUGGACUUCGCCGCCGUUCCCUCGCCGGCAAGAGCGGCGGCUGCGGCGGGGAAGGAGAACCGCUACGUUAAGGACGAGUUGGCUCGGGACCUCGCCGUUCCGGCCAUGCCCACCUGGACGGCAGCGCCGCCGACUAGCCCGCUGUUCGAGAGGGGCAGGCUCUACGACCUCUACUCGGCGCGGCGCAACGAGCGGCUCAAGCGCAAGCACGGGUUCCCCGUCGUCGAGGAGGAGGCGGAGGCGAUGGCCGCCGACCCCUGCGUCGCCGUCGAGCUCUCCAAGCGGCGGGGCGCCAAGAAGGCCGGCGCCGAGUCCGUGAGGCGGUCCAUGCCCGCGGCGGCCGCGGAAUUCUCCUACUCCAGCCGCGCCACCACUACCCUGGGCCUGAGGUCCUCUCUGCGCACCAGUAAGGAGAUGAAGAAAGCCUCCGUGCCGUCCUUCACCGGCGCGAAGUCGUCGGUGAUCAAGGACAGAAGAGCAAGCACUCGAUCCUCGGCUCGAAGGUUCUAAUCUGACCUUGGAUAAUCAGUGUCUGAUCCAAUGGAGUUGAUAAAAGAUCUUAUCGAUCUUUUCUACUGGUUUGGCUGAUGAUAUGUUGAUAUCCUGAAACUGUCUGCUUCAUGUCAGUUUGGGUACUGAGGUUGGAGUUGGUUUGGGGAGCAAUAUGGCUUGAUAUCUUGGAUUUUUGGUAUAGAAAUUGCUGAAUAAGUUGGAUACAUCUUUACUGAAAUCCAUACUAGCAUUUCUCUUUUGUUGCUCCGGGUGUACAUUCAUUUGUUGGUGCUAUGGUUUGUUAUCAUGAUCUCAUGGUAUCCUGAAUACUGAUUGAUGAAUUUGAGUGCUUGUUAUUGCUAUG
Messenger RNA from Oryza brachyantha (malo sina), 1205 nucleotides. RefSeq lists its product as uncharacterized. The transcript is spliced from 3 exons. Lineage: Eukaryota; Viridiplantae; Streptophyta; Magnoliopsida; Poales; Poaceae. The record is from RefSeq and is a predicted model, not a curated record. Bases 152 to 859 code for a protein of 235 amino acids.